Molecule: messenger RNA, 1356 nt
Organism: Aspergillus pseudonomiae
Lineage: Eukaryota; Fungi; Ascomycota; Eurotiomycetes; Eurotiales; Aspergillaceae
Product: ankyrin repeat domain-containing protein
Exons: 2
Coding region: 1-1356 (451 amino acids)
Molecular function (GO): protein binding
Source: RefSeq, a predicted model, not a curated record
AUGGUGUUAGGAAUGCUACCAAACGAGCUCCUACAACUGAUCGCAGGCAACCUGUCCAUGGACGCAGACCUGAACGCUUUAAUCCAAACACAUAGUCGCUUUUACCACCUGCUCCAAACUUAUUUGUUUGAGCACAAUGCCCGUUAUGGCGAAAGCUCUGCCCUUGUCUGGGCCGCAGCACUUGGCCAUAUAGAGAUAGCAAAAAAAUUACUUCAAGCUAAAGCAGAUGUCAACACCCUUGGCCCUCUCCACCGUUCUCUCUACAAACUCAACUUGCGUACUUCCCGGCGCAUCACCGUGCCCUGUGAUUUUGUGUGGGAAUCGUGCUUCCCUGGGGAUCGGCGCAGGUCAACGCCGAUCAUGCUUGCGGCAAUGUGUGGACAUAAGGAGAUUGUUGAGCUUUUGGUCCACCACGGCGCCGACAUCAAUCGCGAAGUCAGCGGUUGUACCCCUAUACUCGGAGCGAUAGGACAUGCGCAUGCUGAUAUUGUGGAGUACUUACUGAUCGCUGGUGCUGAUCUGGAUGUCAUCUUGAGAGGUGAUUUCUCGUGGCAUACGCCACUCGAGCAUGCAGCACAUGAAGGACAUGUGGAGGUGGUGAAGGUCCUGCUUCGGCAUGGCGUUGAUCCUAACAAGUCCUCACCACUCGCGCUUGCGGCAGAAAUGGGCAGAGUGGAGGCGGCGCGUGCGCUACUUGAAGGGGGAGCAAACGUCGAGGGAAGAAAUACUCACAAUGAUAUGGAUGCACUCUUUAAUGCAGUAUAUAGAGAUGAAGCAUCGAUCGUCGGCCUAUUGAUCGAGUAUGGGGCCAGUCUUGAACGCAGAGAUGAUGAUGACAUGACUCCCCUCGCAUUUGCCGCUCAAGUUAGAAGUGUUAAAGUUGCUGAGGUGCUUCUUGAUCAUGGUGCCAAUGUCAAUGCCUUGGUACAUGGCUCCACAGCGUUGUCUUUCGCGAUCGAUGAAGGAAAUGUGCCGGUGGUAAAACUACUGCUUGAGAACGGUGCUGAUUUAACCUUGACGAACGAGCCAUUUCUUUUAGGUGUACUUAAGAGAUGUCGCAAUCAGGAAGUGGACACCGCAAUAGUCGAGCUGCUACUAAGUCACAAGGCCGAUCCUAAUUGCUGUGACCAGAAAGGGAGGACACCAUUGAUCCUUGCGACAGUUAAACAUAAUCUCGACAUUAUGAGGUUAUUGCUUGCGCACGGAGCCAAUCCCAACCGAGAAGACGAGGGAAUUGAUUUAUUAUCGUGGGCCUUUUUGAAAGGUCAUGCAGACGUAGCAAAUAUGCUACUCGCUUAUGGCGCCAGGGAAUCAUGGCUCAGAGGUGAUCACAUCAUGACACUCCGAGGUGAAUAA